CGCGGCCACGCCACUGUGCUCGGUGCAUGCAACGGGCCAGGACGGGACCGAGCCCUGCUGUGAGGAGUCCACACACAGCAACUCUUUCCUUUCUGCCCUGGUUUCUCUGUUGCAGGUGCUCUCAAGUAUAAUCUGUUGGACUUGCUGACCCAGAGGCUUUAGAAAAUGUCUCCUGUCACACUGGCAGGAGGACUUCAGGCCAGAUUGCAGGACUUAGUGUCCUGUAGCCUUCCCAAGCCUUCUGUAAUUUAGGUCCCUUCCAGGCACCGCUGCAGCAAUUGCUGUCCUGCAGCUUUUCUGAGGUGUCUCUCCUGCAGCGAGCCAUAAAUCCAGACAUUGACAUGGCAGAGAGACCUCCCAGCCUACCCAAGAUGGUGGAAAAAUGCCCUAGUGGCGUCCUGCCACAGCAACGUACUGACUUGGAGCGGUUCCAGUUGCUGAAGAGGGAUUCAGCCAAGAUCCAGACACAAGGGCCAGACUCUUCCCGUAGCUGCUGGCACUCUGUAGGCCAGAUGUGUUCAAACGUCCCUUGGUGUCAAGAGAUGCUCACCAUGUUUACCAAGGGUGCAGCAGAGCCUGGCCCCACAGCCCCUCAGAGUAUAGCUGCUGCUCCCAGCCUGGAUCUUUUUGGGGAGAGAGUUGUCUCCAAUCCGAGUCAAGUGCCAGGCUUUGUGAGGAACAUGCACCAGAAGCUCGCGUCCGACGGGUCUCCAGACGACAGGCUGUUCAUGGACAUCCUGCGGCUGACUGAGGCACACCCCACCGAUGUCGCAGUGACCCUCCUGCGCUGUGCCCCAUCAUGUGACAGAGGUGCUGCAAUCAUGUGGAAGACCAUAGCCUCAUCAGGAACAACAGUGGAAAAGGUGCUGCCAACACUGCUUUGUGUGAUGGAUGGCUGGCCACUGCAAAAAAUGUACACCUCUGAUGGGGACAAUAAGGAUGUAUUUGCCCUGGCUGGAACCAGGGUGAUUUGGGAGAUGCUCCGCCUGCCCUGGUGCCCAGAGCCAUUUGUGGAAUAUUCCCCCAAUCUCCUUGUGGCUCUGCUCUGCCAAGUUCUCAUCACUACAGAGCAGAUGUCAGAGGACGUAAACACUUUCUGGAAGAGAUGUCAGGAGGAAAAUGGCCUUCCCACCAAUCCCAACAGCUUUGUAGUGAACACUGUGAAGGCAUUGUUCCACCAUCUGCAGUGUCUGCAUUUACUGAUGGCAAUGGAACGCAAGUGUGCUUGGGACACACUGCUGUGUGCCGACACCCACCACUAUGCAGUGGGUCUGCUGGCCAGGGAACUGCGCCAUGUCUCCCUACCCUUCUGUUCCUGCAUUGCACUCCGCCUGCUCACGCGGCUCAGCCGGGAGGAGCCACGCUGGGAACUGCCUGCCCUGGCCUUCCUCGUGGAGGUCCUGGAUUGCCUGGAUUUGAAUGAAUGGGGUAACAUCAUCCUGGAGAUCAUGACGAGGCACCUGCACAGCGAGUCCAUGGAGAGGUGUCGCCUGGCACUCAAAGGCCUCGUGGUCCUCAGCAGGGACCCCUCGAUGGCCAAAAAAAUGUGCGGCCUGUCUGAAUGCCUUGUGGAGCUACUGAAGAAUGAAGACACAGAGGUGGUUGAGAUGAGUCUCUCUGUGUUCACAAAUUUGCUCCUGAACAAAGAUAUCCUAACAUCCAGCCCCACAGCCCCGAAACUGGCUGAUGCGCUCCGGCCCCUCUUUGACAAUGACAACAGCCAUGUGCAGCUGCUGUCAAUUCGCCUCUACCAAAAGGUGAUGGAAUCGGUAGUGGAAAAGGGAAAAAAAACCCUGAAAAUGCAUGUGAGCCAGAGUCUGCUUCCUCUGUUCUUCCAUUGCCAUGAUGAGAACCGGCGUGUGGCACAGGCCUCUCGGGAAACGCUGCUUUCUGCAGUGCGCUUCCUGAAGAGGAAGGAUCUUAAGCAGCUGCUAAAGACAGACGACCCGUGGAGCUUUGCCGAGCGUGUGCUGGCAGAGGACAGGAGCCGAGCGACGGAGCACCUGCGCCUGGCCCUGCCGUACCUGCAGAGCCCACAGGAGCCCCUGCGAGAGGCGGCCGUCAGGUCCAUUGGGAUUGCCGGGAUGCUCAUGAGGGGACAGCCGGAGGAGCUGCAGCUCAUCUGUGAGGCCCUUCAAGCCCUUAGCACAGAUGACAGCCCCUCCAACACAAACCUGAUCGUUCGAGUCAUGUUCGAUGAAAGAGCUACAGCACUAAAUUCAUCUGAAUCAACGCAACCAGGACAGCACCAGAUCCCAUGCAAGAGGAGACAUCCUGGAGAUCAGAGGAGAGCAGCUGCAGCUCCAAGCACAGCUGAUGCUGGGCAGACCUGAGCUUGCCUUCCCUCUUUACUGCUCCCUGCCUGCAGCCCUCAGACCCUGCUUGUUCCCUUCUCCUUCUCCCAAGCUCAUCCCUCUGCUUUGCUUGCCAUUAAUAAACAUUUCAGCUUCUUCACCUUGUUUGUAUCUUUGUGGAGCUGAAGUGGAGCCAAACCUGAGCCCUGGAGCACACAGGCCCCAUCCUGCUGUUCUUUUCUGUGCUGCGUUUUGUGCAGAGAAACAAGGCAGAUCAUGCUGGAAAAUCUGGUUUCACAACAUUGUGGACCUAAGGGUCUUGCUGAGCACACUGAAUGUCACCAGUAGGACGAAGACCCUGGAUUUUAGAAGUCAACUUCAGUAUUUUCUGAAUCCAGCUGUGAGGGAUUCCAUGGCAAGCAUCCGCUGAAGGCAAAGGAGCUUGGAAUGCUGGAAGUUAUUCAACAAUAGCUUCCUUGAAAGCACAGCAGUGGUCCUUCCCUACAAAGGGAGAGGAAGAGGGCAGAACCAGAGACCACCCUGACUUACAGUGAGCUUUGGGUGUACUAAAAAUGAAGCAAAUGAAGCAGCAACACAUGACAAUGUCACUGUACUGAGCGCUGUCAGGCAGUGCUGGGAUCCUGGCUGCAUUUCUGCUCCCCACAACUGAGCAAUCACAGCUCCUGCCUCACAAACAAUCAGAAACGCAACCAAGUGAGACCAGAGAGAGGAGACCCUUCCAGUCUCCCUUGGGCAUGGCUGCAAAACAGCUGCGGCUUCUUUCUCCUCCUGUAUUUGGGGUUUGCUGUUCCCACAGCCAGGUUGUGCUCUGUUUUCCAGACUGUUCAGAGCAGACAUGAAAAGUGCUCCGUGCACAGAGGAGAGUCCUGGAAGGUGCUUACAAGAGCAUCUAACCCAAAUCUACCCUUUUGCAGUUUAAACAUGUGGUUUUCUCCAGCAAGAAAGAGCUCCUCUGGCUCUGUCAGUGCCUGUUCUGCUGCCUUUGGGCUACCUAAUAUUGGGAUAAGGAACUACACCAAUUCCAGAGUCUGCAGUGACAACCAAGAUGCUAAAUUUGAGAUUGGCAAGUUGGUAUGCUGACUAUAUAAGGCUAAACUGGAGUCCUAAAGCUCCUUUGAUGCUGUGAUGUUUUUUCAGCAGCUGAGAACUUGAGUACAAUUGCAGUUUUGCUCUCAGCUCUAGGAAUCACAGAAUCCCCCAGCAGUUUGUAUUGGAAAGUAUUUUAAAGACCGUGUAGUUCCAGUUGCCUGGCUAUGGGCAGGGACACCUGCCAUUAGAACUGGACUAAUCCAUCUUUACCUUCCCUCCUCUGGAUUUUGAUCUAAUGUGAAUAUAUCAGCUGGUUAGAUUUUGUAGCUCACAGAAAUAGGAACAGGAGUUUCCCAAUAUCCCAUCCAAACCCACCCUCUGGCAGUGAGAAGCCAUUCCCCCUGUUACUCCAGGUUCUUGCCCAAAGUUCCUUUCCAGCUCUCUUGGAGCCCCUUUAGGCACUGGGAAGGGCUCCCUCGAGCCACCUUCAGGCUGAACAUUCCCAGUUCUCCCAGCCUAUCAGUGUAAUGCUCCAGUUCCUGGACCACUUCCUGGUCCUUGCUGGCCUCCUCUGGACUUCCUUGAGGCCCUCUCCAUGCAUCCCAAAGCCACCACAGCUUGCACAGACAGAAGCUGCCCUCAGCUGCCUUAAGGGCAGAGCACACACAAACCUUCUGCUGUUGAAACACGGAACUGGGGAAGAGCAGCCUGACCUCCCAGCACUGCUAGAAAACUUUUCAGCUGAGGAAAUUUUGUUUCACUGGAGACAGCAGCUCCCCCUUUGGCUUUAAACACAACCAAAGGCACAGUCAUUGAUUAGAGGCUGAAUAAAAUGAUGUAUUCCAGUCCUGCCCACCUCUCCUUCAGGAUACUGACAGGCUGCUGAGUUCAGACAACUUCUCUUAAUGAGACAGAUUUUUUUCACAAUCAUGCCACCAGAGAACAAACAGGGAUAAAGCACUUUUAUUUACACUUACUCAGUCUGUAAAACCAUGUGUACACCACCAUCAUUUAAAGUGCAGGCUACAUGUCUUCUGAAUAAACUGAAGGCAUAACAGGUACUGUGUAAGAUAAAAUACUGCCACCAGUAGUUAUACAACUAACUACAAAUGCCAGUAGCAUAGUUCAAACCCUGUCCAGCUUAGUGUGUUACU
Passer domesticus (house sparrow) is the source of this 4498-nucleotide messenger RNA. Its product is annotated as maestro heat-like repeat-containing protein family member 6. The transcript is spliced from 16 exons. The coding region runs from base 342 to 2333 and encodes 663 amino acids. The record is from RefSeq and is a predicted model, not a curated record. Lineage: Eukaryota; Metazoa; Chordata; Aves; Passeriformes; Passeridae. Gene Ontology annotation, cellular component: cytoplasm.